GAUAACUCGCGACAGACUCAUGUCCUUGGAAGAAUCUUGUGGCUGGGUUCUUAUAAAAUCACAGCGGAAAAUUCGUAUCGAUUGUGUCUAUUCUGCGGGGUAAUACCAAACGGGAGUGAUACACAUCAUCUGCAACUAUGUCGUCUGGUCGAUACUUCAAGCUUAAUUCGGGGUUUUCAAUUCCCGCCGUCGGGCUGGGUACUUGGCAAUCGGGUCCCAACGAGGUCUCUCGGGCUGUCGAGUUCGCUCUGAAGCAUGGCUACCGUCACAUCGACGCAGCAGCAGUUUACGACAACGAGCAGGAAGUCGGCGCUGGCAUCAAAGCGUCAGGCAUCCCGCGCAGCGAGAUCUUCCUGACUUCCAAGCUCUGGAACACGCAUCACAAGGGUUCGGAUGUCGAAGAGGCUCUGGACCAGUCCCUCGAGGAUCUGGGAACUGACUACGUCGACCUCUACUUGAUCCACUGGCCCGUGUCUUUUGUGAAGCCGGCGGAGAAAACGCUCCGCUUUCCAAUUGACCCCUCAGAUGAGGGUGUUCACGUCAUCGACGUUCCUAUCGAGGAGACGUGGAAAGCUCUGGAGGCCCUCGUAAAGAAGGGCAAGAUCAAGAGCAUCGGAGUUAGUAAUUUUACUCAACAAAAGAUUGAGGAAAUUCUCAAGUUCGCUGAAAUCAAGCCUGUGGUUAACCAAAUCGAAGCCCACCCCUACCUGCAACAGCCUGGUCUGCUAGAGUGGUCAAAGAAGAAUGACAUCCUAAUCACGGCAUACAGCCCUUCGGGUAACAACAUCUACGGUCUCCCCAAGGCCAUAGACGACCCGACGAUUAUUGCCAUCGCCAAGGAGCUCGGCAAGCAGCCAGCUCAAAUCCUCAUCCAGUGGGCGGUUCAGCGCGGGACCGUCGUGCUUCCCAAGUCCGUAACGCCGUCUCGCAUCGCCGAGAAUUUUGAAGACUUUGAGCUUCCGGACGCCGCGUUUAAGCGCAUCAACGCGUUGGACAGAACGCAUAGAUAUAAUGUCCCGUUGCGGCUAGGCGUGAAUGUGUUUGGCGAGCACGAUGAGGCGACAUUGAAGAAGGCUCGACAGGAUUGGAUUGCCGCGCAAAGGGCACUCAAGGCAGCGAAAUAAGAUAGAUUGUGCCUAUUAUAGAAGCAGUACUUAAGACUAUAGAUAUUAAGCUCGAUUCACUUUCAACCAUCUAAGGUCCCGAACGUCCUGGCCGUUGGUGAUACGCUGCACCUCGGCAGCCCAGUAG
Ilyonectria robusta is the source of this 1251-nucleotide messenger RNA. Its product is annotated as aldehyde reductase. Gene Ontology annotation, cellular component: cytosol. Lineage: Eukaryota; Fungi; Ascomycota; Sordariomycetes; Hypocreales; Nectriaceae. The transcript is spliced from 3 exons. The record is from RefSeq and is a predicted model, not a curated record. The coding region runs from base 138 to 1124 and encodes 328 amino acids. Gene Ontology annotation, molecular function: aldose reductase (NADPH) activity.